This is a messenger RNA of Vespa velutina, 1629 nucleotides long. RefSeq names its product dynein axonemal heavy chain 10-like. Lineage: Eukaryota; Metazoa; Arthropoda; Insecta; Hymenoptera; Vespidae. Bases 738 to 1628 code for a protein of 296 amino acids. The record is from RefSeq and is a predicted model, not a curated record. The transcript has 6 exons.
UUUCAAAAAUUCCAUCUUGAUUUUAUUAUAAUUUAAAAUAUUAUUUCUUAAUCAUCUUAUCUGUAGUCGCUUACUAUCGUUUCCAGAUGAACGAAAAUUAAUUUCGAAAAAUGAUCUCAGCGUCAUUCGCUCAUCUAAAAGGUUAAAAGGGAAGGAAUAUUUGAUAUCAAAACCAAGCAUUGAUACAAUCAGUUCGAUUGGUGGAUCUAAAGUGAUAUCGGUCAAAGGAGCUGUUCGAUCGAUUUACUCGCAGAGAGAUCAGAAAAUGGCUUCUGCUAUUUCCUUGCAGGACAAACAAAUUGUUAACACUCAAAAACUAAACUACAUUGAAUUUAUGCAAGAUUCUAUUUUGAUCGAGUAUCAAUUACACCUUGAAAUAAACUUCAAUUGGGAGAUUUUUGAAAUAAUUCGCGAGGCAGAAUUGAUGGAACAAUUAGGAUUUAAUUUACCUGAUGUUAUAAGAAAUACUGGUAUUCAGAAAAAUCGACUAAGGGCAGACAUUGAGAUGAUAGAAAAGAUGAUAAAUGAAUAUAACAUGAUCAUCAAUAAGUUAGACAAGCCUGAUGUAUGUGAUGCGUCCAAUUGGAGAUACUUCAAUAAUAGUUUGCCAAACAUUCUUUAUCAAAUAUUGAUUAUAGAUUCAAUUACUAAAGAAGACGCUUCUUAUUAUUGAAAAACAUAUUCAACCUGGCAUUAUACGAUUUAAUUGGAAUUCUUUGAAUAUAACAGAUUAUGCUAUGUCAUGUGAAAAUUUAUUGAAAAAUUUAAAAUCUAUCGUUGAACAGCUUAAUCAGUUAAAAAAAGAAUUGGAUGAAAGAAUUGAAUCUAAAAUGCAGAGUUAUAAUUUAGUGUCUCUAAGUUCUGAUGUAUCAGAAUCAAACAAUGUCAAUGAAAGUUUAUUACCUUGCAAGACAUUUUUUAUAAAUAUAGAAUCUCACAGAAAAGAAUUAAUUGGUGCAAUGUCAAGGGCAUAUAAAUCCGUAAGUCCUAUGCUGUUGAAAAUUGAGAGUUUAGUAGAAGGAACGUCUACUGGAAAGAGUUCAACAAUGCGCCUAUAUUAUGAAAAAUAUGAAAAGAGUGUAUUUGUAGCGCUUACAACAUGUAUGAUAAACAAUAUGGAGUUUCUAAACAAGAUGUUGUCUGGUAAUAAUGUGAUGUUUCAAGUGGAUGCUGUAUUAGUAGCAUCGGAGGUCAUCUUGAGACCGUCACCAAAUGAAAUUAAUAAUAUUAUUUUAAACGACGUUUUGAAUCUAUUAGAGAGAUUAAAAGGAUUUCCCAGAUGGAUGAAUGGUACUUGCUUAGAGUGUAAACCGCAAAGGAAAGAUUCCUCAAACGACUUCUUUACAGUUUCUUUCUUUGAAGAUGUGAUGAGUAUACAAAUGAUUAAUGAUCUUAUAAUAGCAAUUCAGGACACUACUUAUAAAAUAUCCGUUGAUUGCUCGAGAUACUUACAAAAAUGGAAAAAGUAUUCUAAUCUUUGGACUUUUGAUAAAAUUGUAGCUGGGGAAAAGUUUGCAUCCACUAAACCCACGCUUCGACAAUAUGAUGAAAAGUUUACAUUUUAUGGUGGUAUUUUAGAAGAGCUUGAUGAUAUGGCACAUAAUAUCGACAUAUUUAGCAUACGGUAAA